Porites evermanni is the source of this 2959-nucleotide messenger RNA. Lineage: Eukaryota; Metazoa; Cnidaria; Anthozoa; Scleractinia; Poritidae. The record is from the annotation of a GenBank genome assembly.
AUGAUCCAAAUACCUUCACCUGGUGGCUAUGACAAGCUAGUGUAUGAGCCGCUUUCAGAUGAUGGGUAUACAGAAGGUGCAAACAUCAACCUUGAAGACAUUGACGAGGAAGACCUUGUCACUAUCAAAACGUACGCUUGUGGUGUGAACUAUGCCGAUGUGUGUAUUCGUUGGGGCCUGUACGAGUCAGCAAAGAAAUUCGUCGGCUGGCCGAUCACUCCUGGUUUUGAAUUUAGUGGUGAGGUUGAAAGAAAGGGCAAGAAUGUGAAAGAAUAUGAGAUCGGUCAAAAGGUUUUCGGCGUGUCCCUUUUUGGAGGUUACACCGAGAGAAUAAGGGUUCCAAAACACCAGAUUUUUCCGCUGCCGGACAAUUUGGACAGGUACGAAGCAGCAGCAUUUCCAACAGUGGCUCUUACUGCUUGGUAUGGAAUGUUUGAACAGGCCAGACCAAGGCCUGGGAGCUGGGUACUAGUUCACUCUGCAGCUGGAGGGGUGGGGAGUAUGCUGGUACAGCUUGCAAAGAUCCAUGGUUGUCACGUAGUGGGCGUGGUUGGUGCCAGUCAUAAAGUUGAUCUUGUCAAGAAUUUAGGUAAAAUAAUCUGUUCAUGUUGAAACUUCCGCUACCCCUUAUCAUUGUACAAGCAUGUCAUGUCAUUCAUUCGUAUGGUGUGUUAAUCCCAAAUCCUAAAUUCUGAUCGGGGAAUCCUGCAUUCUGAUUGUCCAUAUACUAAUGUCUUGAUCACUUAUAGAGAGUGAGUAUUCUUGUACAGAAAUAUAGAAGUGGUGAAUGAUUAAAUCCAGUACAUGUGAAGACAAAAAGACUCUUGUUUGAAAAUCUGAGACUCAAAAACUUUGAAAGGAUCAUUUCAUGACAUCAACUCUGUUACACUUGAUCAAACUGAAUUAUUUUUUGCUUUGUGCAUGACCAGGUUGUGACCAUGUCAUUGACAAAUCCAAGAAUGAUCUCUGGAAAAAUGCAGAGUCUUUUUGUCCAAAGGGUUACCAAGUUGUGUUUGAUGCAAAUGGUGUGGCAACUUUACAGGAAAGCUAUAAUCAUGUGGCCUCAGGAGGCCGACUGGUUAUCUAUGGUGAGAGCUUUUGUUAAAUUAUAGUUUCCUUACCUAAUUAAGGUGCACUGCAGUAUGAAGCACCUAUUACUGUUUCUUCUCUUCUUAAAUGAUGCAAUUUGCAAGUACAGGGUUUUUUCCCGGAGGCAUAAUCACAGGAUUACAGAGAUGCCAACCUCUGGAGAUCUAAAAUCUGGAGACUCUCUUUCUUUCACUGCCCUCGGAAUUUCAACAACACAUGCUCAGGACAUAAAACAAAUUUUGAUGACUGGCUCGCUUUGUGGGCGGGAGGGGGGGGGGAUGGGUUUUUGAUGUUGGGAGUGUUUCAAAAGAGACAGUCUCCAGAUGUUAGAUCCCCAGCGAUUGGCAUCUCUGAUACCCCUGGGUGAAGUGGCAGAAAGUAAAGUAUCUGAAGUUACAGAUUGGUAUGGUAUUAUGAAUUUUCUUUUUUGGCAGGUUUUCACACAAUGCUGCCCAAAUCCAGUGAAAGUGCUAGUGGUGCUAUAAGCAUGUGGCAGUGGGUAAAGAUGGGAUGGAACUACAAAUCAACACCUGUAUUCAACCCUCUUCAGGUAUUCCUGCUAACUUUCACAAGCUUACCAGGAAUUUUUGAUAUUGGACUGCAAAUAAUCAAAUCAAAAUGCAAAUCAAACUGCAAAUCAUCUUCACUACUUCGCAACAUCAAAGAUUUUAAUAUAACAAAGAGAUUGCUCGCAGUGCCUGUAGUGCCUUGCUUUGCCAGUAAAAUCAAGAUGCUGGCAAAUUUACUGUCAAUUCUGUCAUUCCGCCAAAUUCAACAGCAUUUUUCACUAAACUGGGCAUUUGUGUCGGUUAACUUUUACUGGCUGUUCUUCACCCAUUCUGCUCUUUCCCUUGUUUCCACCUGACAUCUUUUCAAUGAGAUGGGUGUAUGUCUUUCUUCUGCAUGGGGAUUCAUCGGUGUGGCACCAAAAUGUAAGGUUUUUUGAAUCCUUUUGGUGUGCAGUUGAGUAUAGACUUUAGUCAGUCAGUGGCCUGCAAGUAACCUUUUUUGAGGACCCUGGUGGCUUCCCCUCUUUCCUUACCCACCCCCAUACCCUCAUGAGAGCUUGCUCACGGGCUAGCCAUUUGGGUCUGUAAUAAGUAAGGAAUUGUGCUGCCUGGAAAUAGGGGUCUGGAUUGGUCUGCAUUUGGUUAUGUUUCUUAUUGCAUGUAUUGGUCUAAAAUAUGAUCUCCAUUAAAAAUAUACAGCAUUUGUGUAUAAACGGUUUUCGUUUAUAAUUUGUCUCAAGACUGUCACUAAGAUAUUGAUUACAACGUUUCAACUGCAUACUGCAGGUCUUCAUCAAGCGAUAGUGUCCACCAUGGUUGUUUGUGAUUGGUGUAUCACGAACCUUGCCCAUGGUUGGCAGGUUUCAAUCCAAAUUAUUUGUAUUUGCCUUUCGUCUCUUCAGAUGACUAAUGAGAACAAAAGUGUCAUGGCGUUCAACCUCAGCUUUCUCUUUGAUCAGCGAGAACUGCUCAAGGAAAGUAUGGCACAACUUCUUGGCUGGGUGAAAGAAGGCCGGCUGAAAGUCACCAAGGUUACAAAGUAUCCGCUGAAGGAGGCAGGAAAGGCGCAUAAGGAUUUAGAAUCAGGGCAGACAGUGGGAAAACUUGUUCUCACUAUGGACGAUUUUGAGCUCAAGAUGAGUGAAGGAUGUGAAGACAAAAACUGACGAGGCGUCAAACUGAUUUACAAUAAUAAGCACAAGGAUAAUGAGUGGAUUCUUAACUUCUUUAGUAGUAGAAGAGGCGGAGAAACUUCUGAGACGCUGAAAAUCGCCUCCCGCCAGAAGACGCAACGUUGGGGAGCCCCUUUCUGCACGCUUACAUAUCCCCUGCGCUUGUUUAUCUUUGGGAUAGAAUGCUUG